Molecule: messenger RNA, 1463 nt
Organism: Peromyscus maniculatus bairdii (prairie deer mouse)
Lineage: Eukaryota; Metazoa; Chordata; Mammalia; Rodentia; Cricetidae
Gene: Fbp1
Product: fructose-bisphosphatase 1
Biological process (GO): fructose 6-phosphate metabolic process; fructose 1,6-bisphosphate metabolic process; sucrose biosynthetic process
Cellular component (GO): cytoplasm; cytosol
Molecular function (GO): fructose 1,6-bisphosphate 1-phosphatase activity
Source: RefSeq, a predicted model, not a curated record
AGGAGGAUCUUGGCCCGUGAGCAGAACAGUCAGUUGGGUGGAGGCAGGGAGUAAGGAGGUGUUUCCUGGGACAGGGGGCGGAGACCUGACGACUAUAAGCUCCCGGAGGACUCAAGUUCAUUGAGCUUCUGCAGACACUGGGCGGCCUUCAGUACUCCCGCUGUGACCAUCACCUGUGGACCCUACCUGCCAGCACCUGCAGCCGGCACUUGUAUCAGGCCCCAGCAAUGGCGGGCCAGGCGUCCUUCGACACGGAUAUCGACACCCUGACCCGCUUCGUCAUGGAGGAGGGCAGGAAGGCUCGGGGCACCGGCGAGUUGACCCAGUUGCUGAACUCCCUCUGCACCGCCGUCAAAGCCAUCUCGUCUGCGGUGCGCAAGGCGGGCAUCGCACAGCUGUAUGGCAUUGCUGGCUCAACCAAUGUGACAGGGGACCAAGUGAAGAAGCUGGAUGUCCUUUCCAAUGACCUGGUUAUCAAUAUGCUGAAGUCAUCCUUUUCUGCCUGUGUUCUUGUGUCUGAAGAAGAUAAACACGCCAUCAUAAUAGAGCCUGAGAAGAGGGGUAAAUAUGUUGUCUGUUUUGAUCCCCUCGACGGCUCAUCCAACAUUGACUGCCUUGUGUCAAUUGGAACCAUUUUUGGCAUUUACAGAAAGAAAUCUACUAGUGAGCCUUCUGAGAAGGAUGCCCUGCAGUCGGGCCGGGACCUGGUGGCAGCUGGCUAUGCUCUCUACGGCAGUGCCACCAUGCUGGUCCUUGCCAUGGAUUGUGGUGUCAACUGCUUCAUGCUGGACCCGGCCAUUGGAGAAUUCAUAAUGGUGGAUAAGGAUGUGAAGAUCAAGAAGAAAGGUAACAUCUACAGCAUUAAUGAGGGCUAUGCCAAGGACUUUGACCCUGCCAUCGCGGAGUAUGUCCAAAGGAAAAAGUUCCCUCCAGAUAAUUCAGCUCCCUAUGGUGCCCGAUAUGUGGGGUCCAUGGUGGCUGAUGUUCACCGAACUCUGGUGUAUGGAGGGAUCUUUUUAUAUCCUGCCAACAAGAAAAGCCCCAGUGGAAAGCUGAGGCUGCUGUAUGAGUGUAAUCCUAUGGCUUUUGUCAUGGAGAAGGCAGGAGGACUUGCUACCACAGGAAAGGAAGCUAUAUUAGACAUCAUUCCCACUGACAUCCACCAGAAGGCACCAGUCAUCAUGGGGUCUCCUGAAGAUGUACAGGAAUUCCUGGAGAUCUACAAGAAGCAUGCGGCCAAGUGAAAGCAGAGCCUUGUAUCUGGACUUGCAACCUCAAGUGGCACCACCCCAUUCUGACUGUGUGUUGUAUAUUCCUAGACAACAGACCUAACAGUGUGGGUAGUUCCACAGUUCAAUGCUUUGCAAUGCCCAGGACUGCCUCACCCACAUGCCAUAAUGCCAUUGUAACAGGCAAUAUGUAUUUUGAGCAGGAGAAGGAGAAAUAAACACAUUCUUCCUUUA